Molecule: messenger RNA, 2660 nt
Organism: Lepus europaeus (European hare)
Lineage: Eukaryota; Metazoa; Chordata; Mammalia; Lagomorpha; Leporidae
Gene: P4HA1
Product: prolyl 4-hydroxylase subunit alpha 1
Exons: 15
Coding region: 152-1756 (534 amino acids)
Biological process (GO): peptidyl-proline hydroxylation to 4-hydroxy-L-proline
Cellular component (GO): endoplasmic reticulum
Molecular function (GO): protein binding; iron ion binding; L-ascorbic acid binding
Source: RefSeq, a predicted model, not a curated record
GGCUCCCUCUGCUGCCCAGUGGCGCCGCCAGCGGACUGAGGGCACGGGGUAGGUAGCCGGCCCCGGGGGCAGGCGACAGGGACCCGAAGAGCGAGCCGUCGUCCCGUCCCGCGUUCCAGGUGUGUGAACCUAUAAAAUUAAAUCUUCCAAGAUGAUCUGGUGUAUUUUCAUACUAGGCAUUCUACUUCCUCAAUCUUUUUCCCAUCCAGGAUUUUUUACUUCAAUUGGUCAGAUGACUGAUUUGAUCCAUACUGAGAAAGAUCUGGUGACUUCUCUGAAAGAUUAUAUUAAGGCAGAAGAGGACAAGUUAGAACAAAUAAAAAAAUGGGCAGAGAAAUUAGAUCGGCUAACCAACACAGCAACCAAAGAUCCAGAAGGAUUUGUUGGGCAUCCUGUGAAUGCAUUCAAGUUAGUGAAACGUCUGAACACCGAGUGGAGUGAGUUGGAGAAUCUAGUCCUUAAGGAUAUGUCGGAUGGGUUUAUUUCUAACCUAACCAUUCAGAGGCAGUACUUCCCAAAUGAUGAAGAUCAGGUUGGGGCAGCCAAAGCUCUGUUGCGUCUCCAGGAUACCUACAACUUGGAUACAGAUACCAUAUCAAAGGGUAAUCUUCCAGGUGUAAAACACAAAUCUUUUCUAACAGCUGAGGACUGUUUUGAGUUAGGCAAAGUGGCCUAUACAGAAGCAGAUUAUUACCACACAGAACUAUGGAUGGAACAAGCACUAAGGCAGCUGGAAGAAGGCGAGAUUUCUACCAUAGAUAAAGUUUCUGUUCUAGAUUAUUUGAGCUAUGCAGUGUACCAGCAAGGAGAUCUGGAUAAGGCACUUUUGCUCACAAAGAAGCUCCUUGAACUAGAUCCUGAACAUCAGAGAGCUAAUGGUAACUUAAAAUAUUUUGAGUAUAUAAUGGCUAAAGAAAAAGAUGCCAAUAAGUCUGCUUCAGAUGGCCAAUCUGAUCAGAAAACCACACCGAGGAGAAAAGGGGUUGCUGUGGAUUACCUACCAGAGAGACAGAAGUACGAAAUGCUGUGCCGUGGGGAGGGUAUCAAAAUGACUCCUCGGAGACAGAAAAAACUCUUUUGCCGCUACCACGAUGGAAAUCGGAAUCCUAAAUUCAUUCUGGCUCCAGCAAAGCAGGAGGAUGAGUGGGACAAGCCUCGUAUUAUUCGCUUCCAUGAUAUUAUUUCUGAUGCAGAAAUUGAAAUUGUCAAAGAUCUAGCAAAACCAAGGCUAAGCCGAGCUACAGUACAUGACCCUGAGACUGGAAAGUUGACCACAGCACAGUACAGAGUGUCUAAGAGUGCCUGGCUUUCUGGCUAUGAAAACCCUGUGGUGUCUCGAAUUAACAUGAGAAUACAAGAUCUAACAGGACUAGAUGUUUCCACAGCAGAGGAAUUACAGGUAGCAAAUUAUGGAGUUGGAGGACAGUAUGAGCCUCAUUUUGACUUUGCACGGAAAGAUGAACCAGAUGCUUUCAAAGAGCUGGGGACAGGAAAUAGAAUUGCUACAUGGCUGUUUUAUAUGAGUGAUGUGUCUGCAGGAGGAGCCACUGUUUUUCCUGAAGUAGGAGCUAGUGUCUGGCCCAAAAAAGGAACUGCGGUUUUCUGGUAUAAUUUGUUUGCCAGUGGAGAAGGAGAUUAUAGUACACGGCAUGCAGCCUGCCCAGUGCUAGUUGGAAACAAAUGGGUAUCCAAUAAGUGGCUCCAUGAACGUGGCCAAGAAUUUCGACGACCGUGCACUUUGUCAGAAUUGGAAUGACCAACAGGCCUCCCUCCCUCUCAUGCUGUUCUACACGUGUUUCCUAGGAUUAACUUUCCAGAGUUUACAAUUGACUAACACUCCAUGAUUGAUUCAGUCCUGAACCUCAUCCCAUGAUUCAUCUGUGGACAAUCACAUUGUGGGUUUUUUUUUCUUUUAAAAGCAACGUUAAAUCACUACAUUGUACAUAUAAAACCUUAAAGUUCAGGUGGUAUUACAGAAGGCAGAAUUAAAGAUAAGGUAUUUUUAAUUAAAGAACUUUUUGGUUGCAAUCAAAUUUUAGUACUUCACUACAUCUCAGCUGAUAGGUAGCAGACUAGGAAAGAAAUGCCCUCCAGUAUGUAUCCAGGUGUUAUCUUCACCUAGGCCAACUGUUUAUUUUCUGGCUUUCUGAAGAUUUGGGAUGAACGAGGACUCUCACCUGGGUUCCAGAGGAUGUUUACCUCACCACACACUAUGUUGAGUUUUCCCCAAGUCCUCUUUAAGGAAAUUAUGCCAUGUUUGCCAAUUCCCCUCUUUUCCCAUUGCCCCUAUGGUAAAUUACAGUAUUUCAAUAAAAAAAUUUUUUAAACAAAGUCCUACAUUAACAACACCAGGCCUUUUUCACAAAAAUGCUUAUCACUUAAAGAGGAGAAACAGAUAGCAGAAUUUCUGGGCAGAAUUUCUGGACAGAAUCAUUGGUUAUCAAUACCAUGCCUCUUAUUCCUACAACAGUGGGGUGGCGAGAUGAGCAUUCUGGUUAAACAGCUAUUGUGCCUUAGGAGACUGGAAGUUUAAAAAUGUGCAAUGAUGAGGGAACUGAUUUUUUUAAAAAGGUAAUCUUUUCUUAAAACGUCAGAAUGUUUGUUUUUUAAAAAAUCCAAAAUGUGUUAUAACAAUGACCUAUUUAUGAUCUUAAAACUUU